AUGGACAAUAUUACGCCAGACCAAUGGCAGGCGAUUGUGAACAAAAAGCUUAAUUUCCCCCCGGAGCUGAUAGCAGCCAUUCAGGAAGACAACGUAAUUCUGGUGGGCAGCCUGCUGUCCACAGGGGAUGGCAUCAUCCGCCAGCUGGAUGAGUCUGAGGACCGUCUGUGGAGAGAAGCCCUGAAUCUGUCCAUCCGCAUGGGCAAUGAGGACACUUUCUCCGCUCUGAUGCUGGGCGUCAAGUUUGACUUUAGGCAGAUCUACGAGGCGCUGCUGGUGGCGGUGGACACCAACCAGCCCCGGGUGGUCAAGAGGCUCCUGGACCGCCUGGACCAGGAAAAGGGCAAUAAGAUGGAUGUGCGCUCAUUCUCCAUGGCCAUAUUUGACCACUCCAUUGAUGACUCCCAGUUUGCCCCCGGAGUGACCCCGCUGACCCUGGCCUGUCAGAAGGACCUGUAUGACAUUGUCACCAUGUUGACUAAGAAGGGUCAUGCCAUCCCUCUGCCUCACUCUAUCUCCUGUACCUGUCUGGAGUGCAGGAACGGCCGUCAGUAUGACCUGCUGAAGUUCUCUCUGUCUCGUAUCAACACCUACCGGGGCAUGGCCAGCCGGGCAUACCUCUCCAUCACCACAGAGGAUGCCAUGCUCAGUGCCUUCAGACUCAGUCGGGAGCUACGCAUGCUCUCCAAGAAAGAACCUGAAUUUAAGCCCCAGUACCUGAGCCUGGAAGAGCUGUGUCAGGAGUUCGCAGUGGAGAUGCUGGCCAUGUGUCGCAACCAGAGUGAGGUCACAACGGUCCUGAACAUCUGUGAUGACGAUAAUGAAGAUGAACUGGACGAGCAGACCUUUGAGGAGGGGAUUCCAACCCUGUCACGCCUACGCCUUGCAGUCAAUUACAAUCAAAAACUGUUUGUGAGUCAUCCCAUCUGCCAGCAAGUGCUGUCGUCCAUUUGGUGUGGAAACAUCCCAGGGUGGCGGGGCAGCAAGACGGUCUGGAAGCUCACGGUGUCUCUUGGGAUCUUCUUCACCAUGCCUCUCCUCUGUAUGAUCUACUGGGUCGCUCCCAAGUCCAAGAUUGGAAAGACUUUGAAGAUACCUGUGAUCAAAUUCCUGCUGCACUCUGCCUCCUACCUGUGGUUCAUCAUCGCCCUUCUAGCUGAGUCUAUUUUCAUGGAGCUGUACCGCGAUGAGUUCGCAUCCCGGCAGCAAAACAUCCUCUACAACUCCCUCCAUAUGAUCUGGGUGGUCGGUUUCUUCUGGAGUGAGUGUAAGAAUGUGUGGGCGGAGGGUCUGAGGGGUUACAUCGUGGACUGGUCCAACAUUCUGGACAUGAUAGUACUCAGCAUGUACUUGGCCUCCUUCGGUCUGAGAGUCCUCAUCAUGGCAAUUGGUCAUUUUGUUUGCCAAGACCAAAACUUGGUUGAGAAGUGUGCCUACUUCACCCAAACAGUGCGGGAUGAAUGGUGGCAGGAGGACCCUCAGCUGAUCUCAGAGAUUCUGUUCGCUGUGACCAGCAUGCUCAGCUUCACCCGACUGGCCUACAUCCUGCCUGCCCAUGAGUCUCUGGGUACUCUACAGAUCUCCAUUGGUAUAAUGAUAGAUGACAUGAUGAGGUUCAUGUUUGUCUUGAUGAUCAUUGGAACAGCUUUUCUCUGUGGACUGAAUAAUAUCUACGUGCCCUACGCAACUUCUCCACAUCUUGGACGGUAUGACAAGCUCUAUGCAUUCAUUCCUAUUGCACUUUUCCUUUGGUUUCAGCUUCAAUGA
Oncorhynchus nerka (sockeye salmon) is the source of this 1767-nucleotide messenger RNA. Its product is annotated as short transient receptor potential channel 2-like. NCBI's taxonomy places the organism in Eukaryota, Metazoa, Chordata, Actinopteri, Salmoniformes, Salmonidae. The record is from RefSeq and is a predicted model, not a curated record. The transcript has 9 exons. Gene Ontology annotation, molecular function: inositol 1,4,5 trisphosphate binding; store-operated calcium channel activity. Gene Ontology annotation, cellular component: cation channel complex; plasma membrane. Gene Ontology annotation, biological process: single fertilization; regulation of cytosolic calcium ion concentration; calcium ion transmembrane transport. Bases 1 to 1767 code for a protein of 588 amino acids.